AUGCUAGCAUACGAUGCUCCUGCAGAUUCUCUGGAUGAGUGCCUCCGGCUAGGGGAGAGCACCAUCAUUGAGAGCAUGAGACGGUUUGUUUGUGUUGUCGUCGAGGUGUUCGACGAUGAGUACCUCCAUGCUCCGAACGAGGAGGACAUUGCUCGCUUGCUUGCUAUCAACGAGCGAAGAGGGUUCCUCGGGAUGCUGGGAAGCAUUGACUGCAUGCAUUGGAGGUGGAAGAACUAUCCGACGGUGUGGUCGGGUUCUUUCACCGGCCAUGUCAAUGCACCGACGAUCAUUCUAGAGGCAGUGGCAUCGCAGGACCUGUGGAUUUGGCAAGCCUUCUUUGGCAUGCCAGGUUCUCUGAACGACACCAACAUGCUGCAUCGUUCACAUCUCCUCAACAAUCUUGCCACUGGCGAGGCACCCAAGGUACAAUACUCCAUUAAUGGACACCAUUACACCAUGGGGUACUACCUUGCAGACGACAUAUAUCCAAAGUGGGCAACGUUCGUGAAGCCCAUACGAUCUCCAGUUGGGAGGAAGCGACAACACUUCGUGGUUCAAUAG
Messenger RNA from Phragmites australis (common reed), 561 nucleotides. RefSeq lists its product as uncharacterized. The transcript has a single exon. NCBI's taxonomy places the organism in Eukaryota, Viridiplantae, Streptophyta, Magnoliopsida, Poales, Poaceae. The record is from RefSeq and is a predicted model, not a curated record. Bases 1 to 561 code for a protein of 186 amino acids.